ACUCGAGAAGAAGAGUAAGGGGAGACGGACCGAGAAGAACAAAUACCAAAAUUAUCUUGUCAUGGUCUAGAAGACAUGGCUGGAACGCAUGCUAUUGGGCACCAGACAGGCCUGAACCACGUUUGUUCUGCCCCUGCGAGAGAGAAAGAGGAUGGGAACGAACUCCUCUCAGCCAAAUUUUCGAGAGGGAAACGAGGGGAACAAAGGAAGGGUUACUGGCACCAUUGGGAAUCGAUAUCCAAAUAGGCGUUUUACUCUUCAUGAGAGAAUGGGACAAUCCAAUAAAUACCAAUUGAAUGCACAAAAGAGAAGGUG
Messenger RNA from Cryphonectria parasitica EP155, 315 nucleotides. RefSeq lists its product as uncharacterized. The coding region runs from base 76 to 246 and encodes 56 amino acids. The transcript has a single exon. The record is from RefSeq and is a predicted model, not a curated record. Lineage: Eukaryota; Fungi; Ascomycota; Sordariomycetes; Diaporthales; Cryphonectriaceae.